GGAAGUGUCCGAUCGGAACCAGCCCUGUGGGAGAGGAGAGCUGUUGAAACUAAGUACUUCGUAGAGCAGAAGUGGGCUUCCUGAUCAUACAUUAUAUCCCAAGAUGAUGGCAGAAUCAAAGGGAGCUACAGCUCAGAACCCUCAGGAAGAUGAACGACUUCUGAAAGUGAAGGUGGAGGAGGAAAACUUUGUCUGGGGGCAGGACCCUUGCUCACAGAGAAGUGAUUCUCUCAAGCAGGAGCUCUGCCGGCAGCUUUUCAGGCAGUUUUGCUACCAGGAUGCACCUGAGCCUCGCGGGGCGCUGAGCCGGCUCCGCGAGCUCUGCCGGCUGUGGCUGAGGCCCGAGGUGCACAGCAAGGAGCAGAUGCUGGAGCUGCUGGUGCUGGAGCAGUUCCUGAGCAUCCUGCCCGCGGAGCUGCAGGCCCAGGUGCGGGAGCAGCACCCACAGAGUGGGGAGGAGGCGGUGACAGUGCUGGAAGACAUGGAGAGAGGUAGCAAUGAAGCUAUGCUCCAGAUUCCAGUCCCUGGACAUGGACAAGAAAUAUUCAGGAGAAAGGUGGCACCUCCUGGACCAGCCCUUACUGUCCACCUCCAGCCAGUGGACACCAAGGACCUUCAGGGCUCUUCAGAUCCCCCUCUCCCACUGGGCUAUGAUAAUGAGAGUGAAAAUAGUGGGUCUGUGCCAAAUCUGGACAUUCAUGAAAAAAUGGAAUCACAGAGAAUUAUAUCUGGAAGACCUUUGGGAUCUGCAUCAGAGGAGUCUGCUGAGCCUCAGGACAUCACUAAGUCUGCAGGCCAGACAAAGCGGCAACAAGAAAAGGAACCUGGGGAGUCUCGGAGACCAUCAUCUGUGCAAGAUGGAGGUUAUAACAAAAUCCUCACCCACAAAAAUAUACCCUCUGGUGAAAUAAUAAGUUAUGAUGGAUGUGACAGUGGUGUAAACCUGAACUCAAGUGAAUUUACACACCAGAAAUCUUGCAAACACGGUACCUAUGACCAAAGUUGCAAGUGGAAUUCAGGUUUUAUUAAGCAUCAAAUAAUUUAUGCUGGAGAAAAAAUUCCCCAAUGUGGAAAACUUCUCAAGCACCCAAACUUUAUUAAACAGGCAGCGGUUUUCAGUGGAGAGAAAACCCAUCGGUGUAGUGAGUGUGGGAAAGCUUUCAGACACAGCUCCAAACUUACAAGACACCAGAGAAUCCACACUGGAGAGAGACCUUAUGAGUGUAACGAGUGUGGGAAAGGCUUUGGGGGGAGUUCAGAUCUCAUUAGACACCAGAGAGUCCACUCUGGGGAAAGACCCUUUGAAUGCAAAGAAUGUGGGAGGGCCUUCAGCCUGAACUCACACCUCAUCCUGCACCAGAGAAUCCACACCAGAGAGAAACCCUAUGAGUGCAGUGAGUGUGGGAAAACCUUCAGAGUGAGCUCACACCUCAUUCGGCACCUGAGAGUCCACACUGGAGAGAAACCCUAUGAAUGCAGUGAGUGUGGGAGAGCCUUCAGUCAGAGUUCACACCUCAGUCAACAUCAGAGAAUCCACAAGAGGGAAAGCUUAUUAAUGUGAGGGCCUUACAUUUAUAGGCAAUGCUAAGGAAAUAGCAAAAUGGAAAAGAUUGAAUGCAAAAUAAAUACUGGGUGGGAUGA
Molecule: messenger RNA, 1641 nt
Organism: Molossus molossus (Pallas's mastiff bat)
Lineage: Eukaryota; Metazoa; Chordata; Mammalia; Chiroptera; Molossidae
Gene: ZNF165
Product: zinc finger protein 165
Exons: 4
Coding region: 104-1561 (485 amino acids)
Biological process (GO): regulation of transcription by RNA polymerase II
Molecular function (GO): DNA-binding transcription factor activity, RNA polymerase II-specific; RNA polymerase II cis-regulatory region sequence-specific DNA binding
Source: RefSeq, a predicted model, not a curated record